Aspergillus caelatus is the source of this 2442-nucleotide messenger RNA. RefSeq lists its product as uncharacterized. Gene Ontology annotation, biological process: nucleoside metabolic process. Gene Ontology annotation, molecular function: protein binding; catalytic activity. The transcript is spliced from 13 exons. Bases 1 to 2442 code for a protein of 813 amino acids. NCBI's taxonomy places the organism in Eukaryota, Fungi, Ascomycota, Eurotiomycetes, Eurotiales, Aspergillaceae. The record is from RefSeq and is a predicted model, not a curated record.
AUGGCGCAUAUUAUUUCUGAUGAUACACAACUCAAGGAUCACCCGUUGACUGUCACCUAUCCCGGAUACUAUGGCACGAAUUCCGCCGCUCAAGCUGUAACCAACCUAGUUCACACAUUUCAGAAUAUUCGAUUUGGGCUCAUGGUCGGCGACGGUGGUGCUGUACCAAGUGCACCGCAUCCACAGGACCCGAUCAAGAAUGUGCGUCUAGGCGAUAUUGUGGUGAGUGACCCGAAGGGGAAUCAUGGCGGUGUCUUGAAUUACGACAUGGGUAAAUGGAACAGCGAGGGCGAACUGUCAAUCGAGUCGCAUUUGAACAAACCUCCCACUAUCCUACUAAACGCAAUGAAGCAAGUACGAGGGGACCACAGGUUUGGCACGGGGAAUAUGUCGCAAUAUAUCGAUGACACGUUGAGUCUGCUGAAGAGUCUGUCCGAUGUGGAAGACCCCUUCUUUCCCGGCGAGAAUGCUAGUUGCGGUAUGUGCGAUCCUGAACAGAAGAUUGAUCGACUUCCACGAAGAUCCGAUGGUCCUGUGGUGCACUAUGGUCUCAUUGCCUCCGGGAAUGCCGUUAUGCGAAACGCUUCGCUCCAGGAUAGAUUGCGGGAUGAAUGGAAUGUCUUAUGCUUUGAAAUGGAGGCCGCGGGUUUGAUGAAUCACUUUCCCUGCUUGGUGAUUCAUAAGUUGUGUGACUAUUCUGAUAGCCAUAAAACCAAGAAGUGGCAGCCUUACGCUGCUGUUGUUGCCGCAGCGUAUGCCAAGGACCUCCUGCGAGUAAUUGGACCAGAACAGAUCAAGAAUACUGAAGUUGCGACUAGCUUCAUGGAAAACGUCGCCACUACCCUAAACCACGUGGACGAAGGAAUUAAAAAAUUAAGAGACACCAUGGAAAGCACCUAUCGUCAGAAGGUGCUAGAGUGGCUAAGUCCAUUUGACUAUGAGAAUCGCCAGGGAGAUGCAUUUUCUCAACACCAAAAAGGUACCGGAACAUGGUUUAUUGAGAGCGAGACAUUCCAGAAAUGGGUCCAGGACCCAAAGCAAACCCUGCUUUGCCAAGGAAUUCCCAGAGCAGGUAAGACAAUCAUGGCGUCAAUCGUGGUGCACCAUCUGCAUGAAGUAUUCCGCGAUAAACGCGAGGUUGACAUUAGUGACCAGACCAUUGAGUCCAUCUUUACUAACCUGUUAAAGCAGCUUGCCCAGCAGCAGUCCCAGCUUCCUGAAUGUGUAACGGAGGCCUAUGAAAGAUUCCGGCUCCUGAUGAUGCUGGGAACUGUCAUCGCGAUCUAUCGGAAAAUUCAUGCCUCCAAUGGAACGUGUCGGCGCCCAAUCAGCUUUUUCGCUACUUCCAAGCCAAUUGCAGAUAUAGCUAGCAUGUUUCGACGAAACCACGGCGUAUUCCUGGAGAUGCGUGCGGCCGAUGACGACGUACGAAGUUACGUCGAGAGUCAACUGGACAUGUUGCGACCGUUCGUUUCUGAGGACCCCAACAUGCGACUUAAUGUUAGGGAAACAAUCGUUGAGGCGGUGGAUGACAUGUUUCUACUCUCCAAGUUUCACCUGGAGUCAUCAAACCUGGCAAUGCGCACACUGGGGUGGAUCAUAUGUAGCGAAAGACCCUUAACUACCUCGGAGCUGCAGCAUGCUCUUGCAGUGCAGCAAGGGGCAAAGGCUCUUGACGAAGAUGCUAUUCCUGAGGUAGAUAUGCUCUUAGAAAGUGGUGUUUUUCGCUUGGUGCACUUCACCACACAGCAAUAUUUCCAAAGGAAGUGGAACGUCUGGUUUCCCAACGCACACUCUGAUAUCGCUACAGUCUGCCUUACCUAUCUAUCGCUAGAUACCUUCCGUGACAACACAUCUGACAGUGAGGAAGGCUUGCUAGAGCGGGAGGUUAAACGGCCUCUGUUCGAGUACGCCGCUAAAAGUUGGAUCCAUCAUGCACGCCUGCAUACUCUUGAAAACCCACUUCCACUGCAGCUUCUCACUGACCCGUCUUGUCUCUCCUCUGCUGACAGUUACAUAACACCACAAUGCUUGUGCGACGAUGUAUGCUUCUCCCCGCCGAACAAUUUGAGUGGCCUUCAUUUAGCCGCAUAUCUGGGUUUCACAAAUUCAGCAAAGCAGCUCAUACAAGUGGGCAUACAAUGCGACGUCUUAAAUGGGAGUGACAGAACUCCAUUGGCAUGGGCAGCGGAACAACCAAAUACAGAUGUGGCUCGCCUUCUUCUUGACAACGGGGCAAACCCCAACCAUACAGAUGAUCACCAAGCCACACCCCUUUUGUGGGCGGCCGGCUUGGGAAAUCAAGCAUUGGUAAAGCUACUCCUAGAGCGGGGCGCAAGGCCAGAUAUCAAGGAUAACGCCUCGACCCUCCCACUGGACCGCGCCUCGGCUGGGAUGUCCGAGACGUCAUUAUGGAUUGGCCAAGGGAUCAUGGCCGUCUAG